Melanotaenia boesemani (Boeseman's rainbowfish) is the source of this 10544-nucleotide messenger RNA. RefSeq lists its product as uncharacterized. Bases 231 to 10133 code for a protein of 3300 amino acids. The transcript is spliced from 44 exons. Gene Ontology annotation, molecular function: protein binding; zinc ion binding. NCBI's taxonomy places the organism in Eukaryota, Metazoa, Chordata, Actinopteri, Atheriniformes, Melanotaeniidae. The record is from RefSeq and is a predicted model, not a curated record.
UUUGGCUUCAUGUGAAUUCUUUAACUAGUUGGGUAAACAGCUGUGCAGCCUAAUACAGCUGGAUUAACCUCCUGCUAGUAAGGGUUAGCAUGCUAACAUGGCAUGUUUGCAGCACGGAGUAAACACCAGACAGAGCUCCAGCUUUACCUGAAAUAAGUGUGGUAUUUGGAUAAAAAAAAAGAAGAAAAGAAUAAGAACAGAAGGCCAGCUGUGGAUUAAGUUCUGCAAACAUGGACCGAUAUCCAUCUACAUCAACCCCAAGGAGUAUUAGGGCUAAGGGCAUGAGAGUUUCAUACCGCGAGGAAUCCAGUACCGAUGAUGAAAACGAAGAACCUGGGCCGAGCAAAUUUUCCUUCAACACUUAUAAGGACAGUUCACAGUUUACAGAGUUGGAUUCUUCUGAAGAGACACUUCAGCCAGAGGAGGCUGCAUCCUCACAACAAUUCAGGAGAUCUGCUCAUGAACAAAACUCUGAUGAAGGCUACAAACUAAAGGACAAAAAAAAAUCUACCCCCUCUAAAAAUUAUUGUUAUGUUUGUGGAAAAGGUGUAUAUAAAAUCGCCCGGCAUCUCUUAAGGCACGCGGAUGAAGAGCCUGAUAUUGCCGAGGCCUUCGCGUCACGCAAAGGCUCCCGCCAGCGCAAGGGCAUGCUCGAGAAAUUACGAAACAAAGGAAACUAUCAGCACAAUCAAGAGGUGUUGAAGAAUAACUCUGGAGUGUUGAAACUGAGAAGGCGGACGGCAACUGCUUCUAAGAAAGUGAAAAAAUACUUUAACUGCCCGUACUGUAGAAGCAUGUUUUAUCGUGUGGAAAUGUGGAGACACGUUGUCAGGUGUGUCAAGAAAGCAUCUGAUUCUGUAGCAUCUGGUGAGAAUCCUCUGGAAGACUCAGAUGUUGCUGAGCAAAUUCCACCUGCUGUGAAGAAGAUACUGUCAACUAUGAAAGUAGAUGAGAUUUUGAUUGUGGUUCAAAACGAUUACCUUUUAACCCAACUGGCAAAGAGUCUGUUGGAGAAGUACGGAAACAAUCCAAGCAGAUGCAAUUACGUCCAACAGAAGCUGAGGGUGAUGGGAAGACUCUUGUUAGAGAUGCAUAAAAAGUCAAUCUUAAGCUUCGAAGAAGCUCUGCAGCUUAAAAAUUUCUCAAAAGUUGUUGAUGUUGUGAGAAACAUGACUGGAUUUGAUGACAAAGCUCAGAGCUACACCAAACCAGAUCUCGCUAUGAAGUUAGCAAAUUCACUCAAAAAUAUUGCCAGCAUUGUCCUCAGCGGGGAUGAGGAUGAGAUGAAGAGUAAUGCAAGUAGAUUUGUGCAGCUGUGUGAAAAAGAGUGGGAUGGACUUGCUUCUGAAAUGACUGUCGAUUCAUUGAGUGGAGAACAAGUUAGCAGCCCAUCUACAAUACCAUUCACACGUGAUGUUCAAGCUUUCUACAGGUACCUGGAAAAGUUAUCAACUUCUGCAUCUGAGGGCCUGAAGACGAGCGACAGCCCUCAGGUCUAUAAUGCUCUCUGCAGGGUAACACUUGCACAGGCGUCAGUUUUAAGCAAAUACGCACCCGAGGUUUCUAAGAUGACCCUGAAGUCUUUCCAGAAGAGGGGCGACUCCAUCCAAGUGUUGUCCAAACACUUCAUCAGGAUAAACAUCCGGAGCAGGACGGGACAGAGCGUCGCUGUCCUGUUGACUUCUCAACUCAUCAGCGCUUUAACGCUGCUCAUCGGAAAGAGAGAAGCAUGUGGCGUUCACGGCGACAACCAUUUCUUGUUCGCCAAGCCCGACUGUUCUGUAAUGAGCCACUUCCACGGAGAGAACUGUAUCAGGUCCUUUUCAAAUCUCUGUCAUGCAAAAAACCCAGAACAUCUCAGGUCAGCGCAUCUCCAAAAGCACGUUGCAAGAAUUUUCCAGAUCCUAAACCUGGAGAAUGACGAGCUCACUCAUCUGGCAAAGCUGCUGGGCCAUGACAUCCGAGCCGACCAGGACUAUUACAGGACGCCCGAGGCAGCCGUGGAGCUUGCAAAAAUAGCCAAACUGCUUCUGGCGAUGGAGAAGGGCUCUCUGGAAGGAUUCACAGGAAACUCUCUGGAGGAAGUUGAGAUUGAGGAUCAACUGGAGCCGGAUGUUGAGCAGGACAACCCUGAAAAUCCUGGUGCUAAAGACGAGAACGAAGAGUCGCAUCUUUCACCCCAGCAGAGCGAUGCCGUAGAGCAACAUGGCAGCCAGCUGACUCCGUUUGAGGACGCGCUGGAGCACAUGAAGACCUGCAGAGACAAAGCUUUCCUGCAGGAGAAGUUUAUUGACCUCUUCAAAGGAAGAGGCGUGUUGACCAGUGAAGCCAUUGAACCGUCCAGCUUCGUUGUCGAGUAUCGGGGGGAAACCAUUCUCUGUGAAGAAACCAAGAGGAGAAGCACCGACACGUUGAACGGGUUUCUGUUUGACUUCUGGUUGAGCGGAACAAACUGGCGUGUUGAUGCUUCAAAAGAAAGUGGAGGUCUGGGAAGACUUGUGAACGAUGAUCACAUAAAUCCCACCUGCAAACUGAAGAAGAUCUUUUAUGAAGGGAAACCACACUUGUGCCUCUUUGCACUGAGGAAGAUAUCACCAGGAGAAGAAAUAACCUUUGACUAUGGGAGCUCCUCUUACCCGUGGCGAUCCAAGGAAACCAAAGAAGAGGUGAAGAUGUCAGAAGCAGACGUCAGUGCUGCUGCGUCUUCCUCAGUGGAUGAAGGAGCUGAGGAGUCCAGUUGUGCUGAAUCAUCCGGCGAGGAGUACGUCUGUGAUGAGGAGCCCUGCAGUGAUGACAGUUUCUCUGAGUCUGAACUGCAGGAUGAUGCUGCGUCCGUCCUGCAGGACGACUUAAAUGGCUCAGACGGUCCCUCCUGCACUAAGAAGCAUUACUGCUACGUUUGUGGAAAAUCUCAGAUUAAAAUCUCCCGUCACCUCUUCAGACACAGGAAGGUAGAACCUGAGAUCGCUGAGGCGUUUGCGUUACCCCAACAGAGCAAAGAACGGAAGAGGCUGCUGAUGCAGUUACGAAACCGAGGGAACUACAAACACAACCUCGAGGUUUUAAAGACUGGUAAAGGAAAACUGAAAAUGAUGGUAAAAGCAGACAACGUCACAAUUAAAGCAUAUUCUGUUUGCAUCUACUGUAAAGCCAUGUGCAUUCGGAAGGAUAUGUGGAGACAUUUGCAAAGAUGUCUUUCGAAGCCCUCGCACCAUCCGUCAGGUUGCAAGACCGAGUUCUUGUCUUUAGUUGCCAUGGGGAUACUAGACCCUGAGCACAUCUCACCAGGACUGAAGAAGAUAUUAACAGACCUGGAGGAAGGUAAUAUCAGUCCUGAGGUUUUGAAGGAUCCUUACCUACUGCAGCUGGCUCAGUAUUUGUACUACAUAAAGGAAGAAGAGAAGAAAGACACAGACAUCAUUCAGAAUCUGAGGAGAAUGUGCAGACUUCUGUUAGUAUUACAGGAAAAGUCCAUAUUCAGCUUUGAAGAUGCAACGAAACCCCAGAACCUCAACAAUGUUGUCAGUGCCAUCAGAAAACUGACCACUAUCAGCAUCGAGAUAAAACGCUGUAAGAAGCUCUUGGUAACGAUGGCAAACAUUAAACUCGUCCGAACUCUGAGCGAUGACGCUGAUAAAGUGAAAAUACAAGAAACAGAAGCAUUUAUAAAGCUGUGUACUACAAAAUGGCCCUCAAACAAAGCUCCACGCUCCAAAAUCCCGAGCCAGCCAGCCAUGGCCUUCAUCCGGGAUGUGCAGCUUCUGCAUCAGUACAUCGAGAGCACAGUAGCCUCCGCAGUUAAAACUAUAAACAUGUAUGAAAGCCCGCAGGUCUACACUGCACUGCUCAGAGCGGUGGUUGCAUACGUGGCGCUCUUGAACAGAAACAUAGAUGUUUCACAAGUGACAGUCCAGUCGUUCCAGGAAAGGGAUGAAAGUAAUCCUCAGGAAGCUGCAACCGUCGACCAAACGCAGCCUGAACAGUUUCUGUCCAAGAGCAUGGUGAAGAUCACCGUUGUUGGUGAAAGAGGCAAAAAAGUUGCCUUAGCACUGACUCCUGAUUUGCUCGCCGCUAUAACGCUGCUCGUUGAGAAGAGGAAAGCUUGUGGCGUGGCUGAUAACCAUCCCUACUUAUUUGGAAAACCAGGAGCAUCAUGUUCGGCAACCUGGAAGGGGCCUCAAAGUAUCAAGGCUUUUGGGAUUUGGUGUGGUGCACAGGGCCAGGAAGGCUUCAGGUGCAUGUAUUUCCGUAAGCACAUCAUGAGAAUUUUCCAGAUUCUCCUCCUUAGUAACGAUGAGCUCGGCCAGUUAGCACAACGGUUGGGCCGGGAUAUUCGGACUGAGAGGGAGUACUACCGGACACCAGAGGCAGCUGGAGACGUCGCAAAGAUCUUAGAGCUGCUGUCAGCGAUAGAGGACGAAUCUCUGAAGAAGUUCGAAGGAAAAUCUCUGGAGGAAAUGGACAUUCCAGAUGAGCUGCAUCCAGUUGUGGAGGAAAACACUGAAGCUGAGAUCGACGAAUCAGAACUUUCUCAGGCAAUCGCUUCUUCUGCCUCAAAACGCUCUAAGAAAAAAGGCAAAAACGCUUCCUCAAAGAAACAAGACGAAAGCAAGACGAACGACGAAGAGCAAACAGAGAAAAAUGAGGCGGCGAGCUUAGAGAGAGAUGAGCGUUCAGAGGAAGCACCUGCGAACGCACCUGAGGAGACGCCGUCCUGCAGCAAAGAGAAGGAAUUACACGUUUAUUUCAGCGAUGACGACGACGACGACAUGAACGUUGACUUUAACAUGGACAUAGACACAGAUGGUGAUGAUGAUGACGAUGUGCGAAAUAAAGAUGCAAGUGGAUCUGCAGACAAUAUUGACUGCGAUUCGACGAAGGAGGUUGACGACGGUCAUGAGAAGGAAGCCUUGUCUCCAGAGAGACGCAGCACCGAAGAGAAAACUAUCACAGAGCAGCCGGAGGAGGAAAAAGAAGCAGGGAAGGAUGAUGAUGAUGAUGAUGAAGCAGAACAAGAUGACUGGAUGGAUGUGGACAGUGAUGGAUCUUCUCCAACUCCCCCUACAAAAGAGAACAACUUAUUAGCAGCACUGCGGGAGAUGAAAGAAGUGAAGAUAGUGAUCCCAAAACUUAACAUUGAGAACCUGAAGGCCUCGCUUAAAAUUUCCCAGCUGUCAUCUUUGAGUGACCGUCAGCCGGCGGACGAUCAGCCCACGCAGGAUGCCGAGGACCAGUCUGAAGUCGCUUCAGCUCCCACGGAGACUGAAACCAAGCCGAGCUACGCAAAGGUGGUGCACAUGAACUGCUCCAACUGCAAAAAGAGCAUGAUGAAGGGACACACAGCCUACCAGAAGAAGGGCUUCACAGACGUCUUCUGCUCCAAGAUCUGUCUGUUUGAGAGGUUUCCUCACAACAAAGCGGCCACGAGGACGUGUCACUGCUGUCUCAAGGAGAUCUCACAACCUCUGGACCUCAUCAUGGCUUGUGUGGAUCUUAAAGGAACCAUGAAGGACUUCUGCAGUCCAGCCUGCUUGGUCUCUUUCAAGUCAAACGCUCCAUCCAGUCAAACGACGAAGUCAGUCAGCAGCUCUCUGUCCACCCAGACGUCUUUACCCUGCAGCAUGUGCAACAAAACCUGCACUACAAUGCUUGAGUUGACCUUGGACGAGGUUGUCCACAGCUUCUGCAGCAACGACUGCAUGGAAGGUUUCUGCAGGGACAACGUGGGCGUCUGUGAGGGCUGCAGCUCCAUCUGCUGCAAAACGCCACUCAUGCUGAAGCUGGAGGAAGGCACCAGAACCAUCUGUGGCCCAGAGUGUCUGGAAGAGCUUAAAGAGAAAAUUGAGACAGCCCAGCCGUGUGCCCAGUGCCACUUCUCUCAGCUGGCAUCAGACAUGGUCAUCUACAAAACCCAUGAAAACACAGUGCAACUCUUCUGCUCGCGAUACUGUGUGGCGUCUUACAAGCUGAUGCCCAUUAAUCAGCACAAACUCAAAGAACCAAAGGACCGGCCGAUGCUCGUCCUUUCAAAGUCGGACGUUAAAUGCUGCAACUGCAGCAAAGAUCUGUUAAAAGGCUCCUCGCUGUACCAGCUGAAAAGCAGAAAGGAGGUUUUCUGCUCUGCGUCAUGUGUCUCUGAAAGGCAUCCUCACAUCAAGAUGGACACCAAGACGUGCCACAACUGCCUUCAGCCGAUAAGUCGACCUCAAAACAUCAUUCUGGCUCCGGUGGAUGAUUCAGAAACGAUGAAGGAGCUGUGCAGCAAUGCAUGUCUCUCUUCUGUCAAAUCAAAGAGGAAGAUGGCUGCUGCAAACCUUCUGCAGGACGUGUGCAAGAUGUGUGCCAAACAUUGCCUUUGCAAUUUUAAAGUGACCGUGGACGGCGAGGUCCACAGACUUUGCAGCAGCUCCUGCAUGACCGACUACCAAAAUGCCAACAAGCUCUACUGGUCCACCUGCGACGUGUGCAGUGCAAUUUGCCCCAACAAAAGACUUGUGGUUAACAUGGAGGAUGGCAGUAAAACCAUCUGCGGAGACGAAUGUCUGGUCAAAUUUAAACAGGAUGUGAAGAAACAUCAGCUUUGCCCGACAUGCCGCACACCGCAUCAGAUGUCGGACAUGACUGAAGACAAAAACGAGGAGAGCAUUGACUUUUUCUGCAGCCACAGAUGUAUGAUGGUGUACAAAGCCCAGUCUCCCGUUCUGUUAGUUGAAGUGAAAAGUCCUUCAUCUGAUGAGGACGUCAAAGAAGUGAAACCAUCAUUAACAAGUUUGGAAUUUAUAAAAGAGGAGCCAGUCGAUGAAGAGUACACCCAGAUUUCCCUCACCGAUUUAUCGCCACCAGAGACAAAGGCUGAGCCAAAGGAAGAUUUGGAGAUCUUUUCUGUCUUCUCUCUAAAUGAAGACACAAAACCUACAGAGCCCAGUCUCACCCAAACAGAAUUACCCUCCUCCUGCUCCACCUGCAAGACGGUUCUGAAGGAUGGAGAGAGGGUCUACCAGAGGAAAAGCCACAAGGAUAUAUUCUGCUCCACCUCCUGCCUGCUGAAAUUCUACCAGAUGAAAUCUGUGAAGAAGACAUGUCACUUCUGUCUGCAAGUAAUGACACAGUCUCAGGCUGUCCUCACAGCCGAGGUGGACAAUGAGGGCACCAGGAAAGACUUCUGCAGCCAGACCUGUCUGUCGUCCUUCAACUACAAAAGAAUGAUGUCCACCAAAAUACCCGUCCAUCCGGUUGCAUCGCAUUCACAGUGCAGCAUAUGCAGCAGAUACUGCAUCAGCAAACAUGAAGUCAUACUGCAGGGUGUCAUCCACAAGCUCUGCAGUGAUCCGUGUCUUCAUCGUUUCUGCAACAUGAACAACGUUUCCAUCUGUGAGAACUGCGGCUGUCAGUGUAGCACACAGCUCACGCUCAAGAUGGAGGACGGCCACAAAACGCUGUGCAGUGCGGCGUGUCUGGCCCAGUUCAGGCAGAAAACUGGAACGCAGCAGCCGUGCUCCAUGUGCAGCUCCUCAAAGCUCAUUUCAGACAUGGUUGAAAGCAUAAACAGUGAAAACAUGGUUGAGCUUUUCUGCACUAACAGCUGUGUGAUGGCAUCGAAGAUCCAGGCCAUCAGUGCAUCAGGGGCGUCAUUGAAUUGUGACAACUGUGGUAAGAUGAAGGUACCCGCCUGUCAUCUCGCCAUGCCAGACACCUCCAUCAGAAACUUCUGCAGUCUGACCUGUGCCAUGGCGUUUAAGGAGACCCAGAAAGACCUGAAUGCUGCCACCAGCUCCCCAGAAACCCACAACCAAACCCAGAAAGAUGUUGACAAACCACCCAAAAAACUGCAGUGUGCUCAGUGUUCUCGAGUCAUGAAAACUGCACCCGAACUCGUCCAUAAUAAGGAACAAGUACACUUUGUGUGCAGCCUGGUUUGUUCUCAAGAGUUCAAGAGGGCCAAUAACGUCACAGGUACAUGUGAAUACUGUAAAGAUGAAAGAAUCAUUGAAAUGAUGAAGAGGAUCAACAACAAAGACUGCUGCUUCUGCAGUGAUGAGUGUAAUAAGCUGUUUCAUCAUGAGCUGGAGAAGAAGUCGGGGAAGCGAUGUCGUUCAUGUGCUUUCUGCCUCUCAGUCUCCACAUCUGUGACGAGGAAUGAAGGCUCUGGGGAAGAGUUCUGCUCUGAAAAAUGCAGCUCAAAGUACAAAAUGAUUCACAGCCAAGUGGUGAAAUGUGACAACUGCAGUCGCAAACGAAGGCUGAAGCAGCGUCUUCCUCUGCUGGGAGACGUCAAACACUUCUGCAACCUGAAAUGUCUGCUACGCUUCUGCUGUAAAACGGCCCACAUGUCCAGCGCGGGAUCUUUAGUUCCUGGAUCUGCAGAUACCAUGCAGUCCUUGCCCAUCAUCGCCAACGUCGUCUCGCUGUCCAGCAUUCUGACACAACAUUCCUACGUCUCAGCAAGUUCUCCACAGCUCGGACCUUUUACUGACAUUCAAACUAAAGUUGUUGGACAUGCCAGUGUUCAGACGGUCCCUAAAGAACUGAAGAAUAAAUCUAUGCUCUGCGUCCCCCUGGUCCACAACAAAGGAGUCUCCUGUGCUGUACAGACUGUAGAAACAGGGGUACAAACAGUUAAUUUUAGGGAGAAAGUUCGUGUUAAGACGUCGGUCCUGCCGGUGCCUGUGCCAGUGUACGUUCCUCUGCCCAUGAACAUGUACAGCCAGUUCACUCCCAACCCUGUGGCCCUGCCUGUACCGCUCCCGGUGCCGAUGUUCCUCCCUGAAAGGCCGAACGAACCAACAGCGAAACAGAAAAUACAAACCGAAUCUGCUGAAGCUGAGACGGAGAAAGACGAGAGAAACAACAGAGAGGAUGGACAGGAGGACAGAAACGUGACAACAGAACAAACAUCGGCCAGUAUCGAGGAAAUCAGUAGCUACAGCGAUGGCUUUGAUGCAGAUAAUCUGCUCACUUCCAACAACCAGGAAGACUUUGUCUCUGACGCCAGCGUCGGAUCAUCGGCUCGCCAACAAGCCGACAAAGCCCCCCCUCCGGAAUCAGACCUGAGCAUAUUCGAGGAUUGUUUUCCUGAUUUCCCACUGCUUCCUGCUCAGGACAUGGGACAGGAUUGUCUUCCUGCUCCCCCACAGUCUCUGGGGAAAGUCCAAACCGCGGCAGAGCAGCAACCGGUGAAAGCUCCAGAGGAAAACUCUAGAAGAGGCUUGAUGAAUUUAACGGCCAGAAAACAUCACGGACUAAACAACCAUAGUGGAGUUAAAGCCUGGUGGAGAUGGAUCCAGUGGAGAGGAUCACAAACCGACCUGACAUUUUCCUCCCCAGCUGGGAAGUUAAAGCCGGAUAUUCUUGGGUGUACAUCGGCUGAACUGAACAACGGCCUCUGUCUCUUCAUCGGUGAGGUGCAACAGCAGCAAGAGGAGCCGCUUUCCCCCGACAGGCUGUUCUACCUCUGCCUCAGCAUCCAGCAGUUUCUGCUUAAAAACGGUCGGAUAGAGAACAUAUUCAGCGAUCUGAUCUACAGCAACUUCUCCGCGGAGUUCACUCGGAUCAUGAAACAGUUAAAACCGUCCGUCUCAGCCAGCGGUUACGUACCCUCUUGUGUGGAGGAGGAGUUUCUGUGGGAAUGUAAGCAGCUGGGGGCAUACUCCCCCAUCACACUCCUCAACACUCUGAUGUUCUUCUGCUGUAAAUACUUCGGCUUCACCUCGGUGGAGCAGCACCGCCAGCUGUCCUUCGCCCGCCUUACGACGACUAAUCGGGGCAACGCCAAGACCGCCGUCCUUCGCUUCUACCCACCAACAUCCACCAACGAAGAAGAGCCAGAUAACGAAGGCGUCCCUGCAAAGAAACUUAAGUUAAAUGAGCUUGAAAAUAAUUUCCUGGAGAUUUCAGAGAAUACCCAGAAUCCUCUGCGUUGUCCCGUCAGGCUUUAUGAGUUCUACGUCUCCAGGUGCUCGGAGCUGGUGAACCGGUGCAGCAGCUUCUUCUACCUUCGUCCGGAUCGCCGCUGCAAUCCCAGCAGCCCUCUGUGGUUCUCCCCCACCCCGCUGGAUGACGCCACCAUGGAGGCCAUGAUCAUACGAUUCCUCGCUGUCCGAGAGCUGCAGGAGGAGGAUGGAGGCGAAAUGUGACCGGACUGACGUUCAGCCUCCACCAACGCCUGAUAAAGACUACACUCAUUUCCUCAGUUGUUUCUGGACACCGUUUUUAGUUUGUGCCUUCAGCUGCGUUUAAAGAUGUGUAAAACAUAAACAGAAAUGACUUCAUAACGCUCAGUUUCAUUAGCGAGAAAUGCCGGACCUCCAUUUUCCAGAUGAAAACACCACACUGGACGUAUAAAUCAGCCACUGUGUCCCAACAAGUUCAGUGUUCAUUAGGUUAGUCUCUAUUUAGAUUAAAUAAAUAAAUGGUUAAAUAGAGCUGACUAGUUUCGAGAAACUGAGAAAGUUUUACACUCAUUUAAACUGCAUUUCUCUUUUCUGUCUUUUUACCAAGUUGAAUUGGUGCUUUUUAUUUUUUAUAAAUAAAAAUACUGAAAAGUA